ACAAAGGCAAUUCAACGAUCCCAAACACUUUACGUUUUCGUUUUCUUUCCUAUAUUUUCAUCUAUAGAUUUGGGGAAGAGUCAAGAAUCUGAAGAGCUUUGAUCCCUCAAAACCCAUCAAUGGCGGGUGUAUCUUUGAAGUGCGGGGACUGUGGGGCACUGUUGAAAUCGGUGGAGGAAGCCCAGGAACACGCCGAACUCACUUUCCAUUCCAACUUCUCCGAGUCCACUGAAGCCGUUCUCAAUCUUGUUUGCUCUGCUUGUGGCAAACCAUGCCGAUCCAAAACAGAAAGCGAUUUGCAUACAAAAAGAACAGGGCAUACCGAGUUUGUAGAUAAGACUUUGGAGACAGCAAAACCAAUUAGUUUGGAGGUCCCAAAGGUAGCUAUGGACUCAGAGGAGACUGUUGAUGCAGGUAGCACCAGCCAAUCUGAAGAGAUGGUUGUGCCAGAGGUUGACAAAAAACUGCUUGAAGAACUGGAAGCGAUGGGUUUCCCUACCGCACGAGCAACACGUGCUCUCCAUUUUUCUGGUAAUACAAGUCUUGAGGCUGCCGUGAACUGGGUAGUUGAACAUGAGGCUGAUACAGACAUCGAUGAGAUGCCCAUGGUAUCUGUCAAUAAAAAUGGUGAGGCGCCUAAACCUUCUCUUACACCGGAAGAGAUGAAACUCAAAGCACAAGAGCUAAGGGAGCGAGCUCGGAAAAAGAAAGAAGAAGAGGAGAAGAGGAUGGAAAGAGAAAGAGAAAAGGAGAGGAUUCGAGUGGGCAAGGAGUUGUUGGAAGCAAAACGUAUUGAAGAAGAAAAUGAGAGAAAACGUUUGAUGGCCCUGCGGAAAGCUGAAAAAGAGGAAGAGAAACGAGCACUGGAAAAGAUUCGCCAGAAAUUGGAAGAAGACAAGGCAGAGAGAAGGCGGAGACUAGGGCUGCCACCAGAAGAGCCUUCAGCAGCACCAAAACCUUCUGCGUCUGUUUUUUUUUAUAGGAAUACAAUUGGGUCUUCAACUAUUUCUCCUCUAAAAUUAAGUGCCACCAGUGCAUUCCUCUUCUUCCUAACCAUCUCGAAUACUGAAACCAAAUCUGCUCUUGGAUCUUGUGCAGCUUCCACAAUUCUGCUCUACAAUUAUUCAACUCAGUUAAUACCUCACUAUCGACAGCACCCUGCUUUUGUUGAAUAUCAGACCCCCUUUCUGAAUGGUAACUAUUGUUGUAAUCCUAGACUUCAGUACAACUCUGUUUCUGUAUUGCAGAGUGCAUUGCCAGUUAGGCCUGCCACAAAGGCAGAGCAAAUGCGCGAAUGUUUGCGAUCUCUCAAGCAAAAUCACAAGGAUGAUGAUGCCAAAGUGAAGAAAGCAUUCCAGACUCUUCUCACGUAUAUCGGAAACGUGGCCAGGAAUCCUGACGAGGAGAAGUUCCGAAGAAUUAGACUCAAUAAUCAAACUUUCCAGGAUAGAGUUGGAUCUCUGAAAGGAGGAGUGGAGUUCUUGGAGCUUUGUGGAUUCGAGAAAGUCGAAGGAGAUGAAUUCUUGUUUCUCUCCAGAAACAAGGUUGGCAUGCAAGUUCUCAACUCAGCUGGAUCCGAGCUCAACUCUGCUAUCAAUAAUCCCUUUUUCGGGAUUCUUUAACUUUGAAAAU
Molecule: messenger RNA, 1632 nt
Organism: Hibiscus syriacus
Lineage: Eukaryota; Viridiplantae; Streptophyta; Magnoliopsida; Malvales; Malvaceae
Product: eukaryotic translation initiation factor 3 subunit A-like
Exons: 13
Coding region: 120-1622 (500 amino acids)
Molecular function (GO): protein binding
Source: RefSeq, a predicted model, not a curated record